GCAGGGUGGGGGAGAGAGAGGGAAGGUACUGUUUUGUGGUGUAUCAAUCUCUUUUAAUUAGCUUCCAAAACUCUUCAUUCUUACACCUCUUCUUUAAAAUUUAUUAUUAGUAUUAUUAUUUCUUCUUUCCCUUUUCUUAAUCACUUAUUUUAUGGCCAUGGGGCUGCACAAAAUACCCACAAGUGCAAUAAUUUGUUUUAGGUCCAAAACGGAGUUCUUGUGCAGUUUGUAGUGUUCAUUUAUGUGGGAUCUGUCAGAAACAAUGACCGUGUGUCAAUUAAUAAUCUAGGAAGGGAAAAAGACACACACUUGUUAUGAACCCAACCUUCUUCUCCAGCCUUCCUCCUCUAUCAUUUUCAAGCAUAUACAGGUGGAGGUUAGGAAUGCAUUUUCUGAUUUCCAUUGCCUGUAAGUGCAAGGAUUCUUCUCAAGGAAGUGAAAGCUGAAGAAAUCUUUGGGCUUCCUACCCACCUAUGCCAAUUCCAUAUCUCCUUUUGAUGUGAAUGUUCUUCCAAAUUUGAUUGCAAGAUCUGACCCAAUUGUGGUACCAUUCUCAACCCUGAUUGACUUCCAUGGUAUGCAGACUGCUCUAAGUUCUUGACAUGCCUGUAGAAGCAGCAGCAUGACAUUAGGAUCAGAAAAAGGGUGGAAAUCCAUAGUACCGCUCAGUUUGUCUGCAACGCGGGAUUUCUGUUUGUUUUCGAAAGUGAAGCCAAAUAACUAUGGCCCUCAAAACACUCCAGUUCAUCUCAACGUAUACGACCUGACACCUAUGAAUGGCUAUGUAUACUGGGCUGGCAUAGGUAUCUUUCACUCUGGUGUCGAAGUUCACGGCGUAGAAUAUGCAUUUGGAGCUCAUGAUUAUCCUUCUAGUGGGGUAUUCGAAGUUGAGCCUCGACAAUGCCCUGGAUUCCAAUUCAGGAAGUCCAUACUCAUCGGGACAACAUCCCUGGAUGCUGCUCAGGUCAGGGAAUUCAUGGAAUGCCAAGCCAUGAGCUACAAUGGAGAUACAUACCACUUGAUCAUGAAGAACUGCAACCAUUUCUGUAAGGACAUAUGUUACAAAUUGACCGGGAAAAGAAUUCCCAACUGGGUAAAUCGUCUCGCAAAAUUAGGUUCAAUAUUCAGCUUUGCUCUACCCGAGGCCCUCAAAAUCACGGCUGUACAAAAUGACGCUAAAUACCAAACUUACAAUGACAGUGACAAGAGGAGACUGAGGAGCACAUUCAGAUGCCUAUCAUCGAUCUCUUCGAGGCAAAGGCAGCUCUCGACUUCUUCAUUGCUGCUGCAGUCUCCAUUGAAAGGAUGCCUGCCUUCAUGGGAGCUAAAAAGAUCAGCAAAUGGUUCGCUCAAAGUAAGGUAAAAAGACAUAUAGCAUUCGCAUAAAUAGCUUGGCGUCGAUUUCUUGGGCUUGUUUGCUGUUUUUUUUCUGUGUUAUGGUCUAGAAAGACACUAAUGUGUGUGCUCCCAAUUGCAAUGCUUUUGUUUUCUUGCUGAUUCUUUCCAUCUUUAGAUACAUAUGUGUGUGCUAUAGAAUGUAAGAACAGUUGUGGAUCGAACAAGGAAUCAAUCAUCUAAAACAUUUUGUAUUUUUGUAUAUUUAAUGGAGACAAUGGUGCUGCUUCUCUGCUUUUC
Messenger RNA from Andrographis paniculata, 1635 nucleotides. Its product is annotated as deSI-like protein At4g17486. Bases 623 to 1363 code for a protein of 246 amino acids. The transcript has 5 exons. The record is from RefSeq and is a predicted model, not a curated record. NCBI's taxonomy places the organism in Eukaryota, Viridiplantae, Streptophyta, Magnoliopsida, Lamiales, Acanthaceae. Gene Ontology annotation, biological process: protein deubiquitination. Gene Ontology annotation, molecular function: deubiquitinase activity.